AUGACUACCGACUACAGCAAGAAGACCAACGCCGAGCUGGUGGAGAUCCUCAAGUCUCGCUCGCUUCCGCACACUGGCAAGAAGGCGGAGCUGGUUUCGCGCAUCCAGGACGAUGAUGCGAAGACCCAACCUGCCGAGUCUGCGCCGGCCGCUAAAGCCGAUGCGGAGGACGUGAUCGACUGGGAGGAUGACGACGAGCCCGCUGCCGAUGCGGCCGCGAAGCCCACCACCGAGGCCGGCGCUGCGACCAUCGCUGCUGGUGGUAAGGGCCCGGUAUCGAACCCUGUCGCCGUCCCCAACCAGAAACAGGACAUCGAUCCCGCUACUACCGAUGAUCUGAAGGUCGAAUCCCAGGGCGAACCCAAGGGUGAUGCUCCUGCGCAGGAAGGCACCGAGGCAGAGCCCGCCGACUCAUCCGAGACCGCUCAACCUGCGGAGGAAAAGCCGGUCGUCGACUACUCCAUUGGCCUUGCUACUACGGAAUUGGAGGAGGAGCUGAAGAAGCGCAAGGCUCGCGCGGAGAAAUUCGGUAUUACGGAGGAGACGAAGGCCGCCGUCGCCGAUGCAGAGAAGAAACUCGAGCGGGCUAAGCGCUUCGGUACUGAAGGCGGGGAUAAGGCGGGUGCUGGAGUCGAGAAGUUGGAUGUAGCGCUCCCUAGCGAGAACCCCCGCAAGAGGGAUCGCGCCGAGAACGACCAGGGAGAGCGCGGAGACAGGAAGCGUCACUUUGGCGGCCGGGGCCACUUCCGGGGUCGCGGUCAUUUCCACGGCCGUGGAGGCCGCGGUGGACGUGGUCCUGGUCGCGGCGGGCGAGGUGGUCGUGGUCGCGGUGGUCGCGGAUCUGACAACCACCGGGGACAAAGACCUCACCCAAACAACGCCAGCGGGUUGAGUGAAAAGGACAAAGCCGCCAUGGAAGCGAGAAAGAAGCGCUUCGCCACCGAGUAA
Molecule: messenger RNA, 948 nt
Organism: Aspergillus melleus
Lineage: Eukaryota; Fungi; Ascomycota; Eurotiomycetes; Eurotiales; Aspergillaceae
Product: SAP domain-containing protein
Exons: 1
Coding region: 1-948 (315 amino acids)
Biological process (GO): poly(A)+ mRNA export from nucleus
Cellular component (GO): nucleus
Source: RefSeq, a predicted model, not a curated record